Knipowitschia caucasica is the source of this 312-nucleotide messenger RNA. The record is from the annotation of a GenBank genome assembly. Lineage: Eukaryota; Metazoa; Chordata; Actinopteri; Gobiiformes; Gobiidae.
AUGGGCGCGAAGAUGAGUGCCAAAGAGAAACUGGGGGAGAGCGGGAGAUGCUGCUUCCGUGGACAGCGCGGUUUGGCCAGACCUGAAUGUGCUGGACUCUCCCCUCCGGAUGCACUCGUUCAGGCCCCAUCAGCGUCCAGGCACAAAGGGCCUCUUCACGCCUUCUCUAUCCAGUCCAUUGUGGAGGCUCUGACUUCGAUGCGAUGGUCGGCUAAAUGCCUCUCCUGUCACUGCGGCUCCUGUGCCAGUUCAGCUGCUGAUGUUCAGAGCUGCGAGCCAUCUUCAGAACUGUCACCUGCUUUUCUGGCGUGA